Messenger RNA from Miniopterus natalensis, 1554 nucleotides. RefSeq names its product bridging integrator 3 (gene BIN3). The record is from RefSeq and is a predicted model, not a curated record. Gene Ontology annotation, biological process: endocytosis; actin cortical patch localization; plasma membrane tubulation. Gene Ontology annotation, cellular component: actin cytoskeleton; cytoplasm. Gene Ontology annotation, molecular function: lipid binding; protein binding. Lineage: Eukaryota; Metazoa; Chordata; Mammalia; Chiroptera; Miniopteridae.
CUUCCUGGAGACUGGCUGAAUCCGGAAGUGAUCCCAGAGGACCGAGUGGCGGCGGCGGACCCGGGCUGCAGGGCCAGGUUCGGGACCAUGAGCUGGAUUCCUUUCAAGAUUGGGCAGCCCAAGAAACAGAUUGUCCCCAAAACAGUGGAGAGAGACUUUGAGAGGGAGUAUGGAAAACUGCAGCAGCUGGAAGAGCAGACCAGGAGGCUGCAAAAGGACUUGAAGAAGAGCACGGAUGCUGACCUGGCCAUGUCCAAAUCUGCGGUGAAGAUAUCCUUAGACUUGCUCUCCAAUCCCCUCUGUGAACAAGACCAGGAUUUUCUGAACAUGGUGACAGCCCUGGACACAGCCAUGAAACGGAUGGACGCCUUCAACCAGGAAAAGGUGAACCAGAUUCAAAAGACCGUGGUCGAACCCUUGAAAAAGUUUGGAAGUGUCUUCCCGAGCCUCAACAUGGCAGUGAAACGGCGGGAGCAGGCCUUGCAGGACUACAAGAGGCUUCAGGCCAAGGUGGAGAAAUACGAGGAGAAGGAGAAGACGGGGCCAGUGCUGGCCAAACUCCACCAGGCCCGAGAAGAGCUUCGGCCUGUGCGGGAUGACUUCGAGGCCAAGAACAGGCAGCUCCUGGACGAGAUGCCACGGUUCUACAACAGCCGACUCGACUACUUCCAGCCCAGCUUUGAGUCCCUGAUCAGAGCACAGGUCGUGUACUACUCUGAAAUGCACAAGAUCUUUGGAGACCUGACCCAACAGCUUGACCAGCCUGGCCACCCCGACGAGCAGCGGGAGCGGGAGAAUGAAGCUAAACUGAGCGAGCUCAGAGCCCUCUCUAUUGUGGCUGAUGACUGAGUCCUGCCCCUUGGAAGACUCCUGAACAUACCAUCUCUAGUCUUUUCAAGCUUAGGCUCAGGCAUCAGCCAGCGAAAGGCCCUCCCUGAGAGAAGUGUGGGGCUAGUGGCCCCCACCCUACUUCACCAGCCUUUUGGAAUGAGCCUGGCACCUGGAGCCCCAAGCAGGCAACUGUCUCCCCUCCCAUAGCAGGAGCUUGCAGACAGGUAAGCAGCCUAUAAAAACCCAAGGGGCUUUCUUAUUUCCAGAAGAACCAUCCAAAGUGCCUCCUGGCCCAGGGCCAGAACAGGCUCCCAGCCUGCAAAGGGCAUGGGCUCUGUCAGCUCACCUGCAGUCUCCACCUUGUUUGCAUGGUUGGGAUUACAUCUACCUCCAAAAGACCCGUCCUGGGGAGUCCACCCAUCCUGCUGCCCUCCCACAUCUCUCCUUUUCUGGGAGAAGGCCACAGCACUGCUCUGGAGAAUGUGAGUGCUGUGGCCUGCCAGCCAACAGGCCCCUCACUCCAGGCUCCCAGCACAAGGGCUGGCUUAGCCCACUCCUGUCCUUUCAGUCAAGUGCAGGGAAGACCCCUCCCAUCUUGUAGGUUCCCUAAAAAAUGGAUUCAACUCAUGUAAAUGUCCAAUUCACAGGCCUCAAAGCAACAGUGGGUUUCUCUCACCUGAAUAUUUGGAAUUUUAUUUUUUUCAAGUAAAGUUUUCCAAAAAA